AUACAAGCUACUUGAGGAGGAGUUGCAAGCAGCCUUCUCAAGCACAGAGACAGCAGCAUCAAUCCAGCAGCAGCAUCGGAGAGAGGGAAGAAGGCAUUGAGGGUCCAUUAAUUACUGCUGCCGUUGGUGCACAGGUUUCAGGUUGUAAUUGGAGCCCCCUUGGCAUGCUAGAUUGUUGCACAGCAGUCUGUCAGUGCAGUAUUAGCAACAGCUGGGCUCUCAGUGUGAGAUGUACUGCGGCUAAACUAGGCAAGACUGGAAAACUACUCAGCUCGGAGUUCCGACAUGCUAGGGAAAGACUACAUGCUGGCUAUCAUCCUAGUCAACUGUGAUGAUAACAUUUGGAAUGACCAGAACCUGGAGCCGGACUCUGAUCUCCCGGCUGGAUGGAGGACUAUCCGGGACAGCACAGGGACCUACUACUGGCACAUACCCACAGGCACCACCCAGUGGCAGCACCCUGCUUACAGCUCCGAUGGGGACCAGGCUGCAGUGAGUGGGAUCACCAUCACCGACCACAAGAGGUGGAGUUCCAGAGGCAGGCAGAUUGAGAGCCCGUUGACCUCAAUAAGCGACAGGAGCUCACUUCCCUGGCAGGAGGAGGAGUAUUUCGAGACCAACAGUGACCCAGACUCCAAGUGCUUUGCGGUGCACUCGCUGGGCUGGGUGGAGAUCCCAGAGGAGGACCUGACUCCCGGAAAGAGCAGCCUCGCUGUCAAUAACUGUAUCCAGCAGCUGUCCCACAGCAAGUGUGAAGACCGGGAUGCCAUGGGGGCCUGGGGAGAGGGUCAGGACAUGGUGAUGAUUCUCAAGAAGGACACCCUCAGCCUGGUCGACCCAGUGGACCACAGCCUCAUCCACUGCCAGCCAAUCAUCCACAUCCGAGUGUGGGGCGUGGGCUGCAACAAUGGCAGAGACUUUGCCUUCGUCGCUAGUGACAAAGACACCUGUAUGCUGAAGUGCCAUGUCUUCCACUGUGACGUCCCUGCAAAGGCCAUCGCCACAGAGCUCCAUGAGAUGUGCUCAAAGAUGAUGGCAGAACGGGCAACAAUGCAUUCCUCGAUGCCCCGGUCUCUGACAAUGGAGAGCAUCUCGCCUGAAGAUUUACCUCUACAAGUUACUUUCCUGGAUGUGGUGAGACAGAGCGUUCAGAAGUUUCAGGUGCUGUACAUUGGACAACUACCUGUCCCUAGGGCUAUGGGGAUGGAAGUGCUGAACAAAGCGAUUGAGAAUGUCAUGAAUUCAGGAGAUAGAGAUGAAUGGGAGCCCAUGGCACUCCAUGUGUCCGACACCAUCUUGGCACUGUGCAAAGGGGAGGACGGGGACGACCCGUUUUGGGAAUGCCAGGUGCGCUACCUGACCUUCCUGGGGGUGGGGCAGGACACUCACACGUUUGCUGUGAUCGUGGACAUGGGACGACAGCGAUUUGAGUGCCGCGUGUUCUGGUGUGAGCCUGACGCUGGCCAUGUCUCAGAGGCUGUGCAGGCUGCUUGCAUGGUGCAGUACCAGAAAUGUUUGGUGGCCCAGACCCCACCGUUAAGGUCCAAGAUUUCUCGCUCUGGGGCCAAAAUUAAGCGAGCAGCCUCCAUGGACAGCUCUGCCUUCAAUCCCAGUCGCCAGGGUAACUCCCCUCCCAAAUUCGGGACCUCCAGCAUGAAAAAAGGGUUGCUGGCCUUCUUCGAGACCUUCAAAAACAAACAGCCAGCAGUGCAGAUGCCCUAGCAAGCUUGGAGUUGAGAACGAGGGGAGAAGAACACAGGCGCCCUUUGUUAUUUUAGGUUUUAAAAGCCCCGAAGUGGAUGGGGAUGUAGUUUUACACUCACAUGAAAUCAUUUGAAACAGAUUUUCCCUAUUUUAAGGGAUUUGUGAUAUCAGCAAUUACUACAAUUAUUACAUAUGGUAACAGGCUGUAUAUCAAUACACAUGAGGUGCAUUUCUUAACCCUAAGCUACCUUGUCAUACUGUAGAACUUUCUUGCAGCAUCUCUGCAAUACCAGGCCCCUGAAAACAAUGUUUCUAAAGUCAGCAUUUCAGUCGUAUUUCAAUGUAUUUUAAUGUGUUUAUACAGAAAUCGGUAAAGCUAUACAGGAAGUGGCAUUAAUACUGCAUGAAUUGGUUCAUUGGAAUUCAAUAUGAAAAAAAAUGAUUUCCAUUCAAAUGCAGUUGAAAACCCUACCACUUAUUGUAAAGUGUUACUGAAAAGUACUUUGUGAUUUCAAUAAUGAAUUGCUUCUAGCUUAAUGUUAAAAAAGUAAUUUUUAGGUAAGAAAAUUGCUGAUUUUUGAAAAUGAACAAUUCAUGUAGCAUAGAUGUAAUGCUUAUUUACAGGUUUGUCCAGCCUAUAUAAAUGUAUUAAGUUGAGUUAUGUAUUUUAUUUAUUUUUUUAUUUUUGUAUACCUCUGUCAUGUAUUGUAACAUAUAUCUUUAAUAGGACAGUUAUAAGUUUUCACAGUUUUAGCACCAACUCCAAGAAGUGCUUGAGAGCACAAUUUUGCAUUCAUUCUAUAAUUUUAUCAUUUCUCUAUGGUUUAGGAAGUAAAAUGCACUGUCUGGUUUGUGAAGUCACAUUAUUCAUCGCUGUUUUUAAUAAGGCCCUGACAUUUUUUUGUAAUAACUGUUAAGUGAUUUAUUACAUAAUAUGACAACAAUCGUUUCAAUUUGCAUCAAUAACUACAAAAUGUGACAGGCUAGUUUUGGAAAAUACAAACGAACAGAGCAAAUGCAGAGAAAUAUUUGUAUCAAUUUGUAAAUAAAAACCAUAUAUAGCCUUGGGAAUUUGGCCCAGGUUUUUAUUUCAAUAAUUAAAAAAAAAAAAAAAAAAAAAAAAAGCAAAAUGAGAUCAUACAGAAAGAUAGUAAUCCUUGGAAAAAAAAGCUAUUUUGUUUGAGGUUGUAAGUUAUAGUUUGGUAUAGAUUUUGGACAUUAAAAUUAUAUUGAAGCUCUCAGUACACACUAUUCUGUCCGUUUUCACUGGCUCACCAUCCUGAGCAUCAAAACCUAUUGUUACAUUUGCAUUUAACAAAUUCAAUUUCCUACCACCACAUUAUUGACAAGGUUUUUGGUUGAUAAGAUAUGUACAUAUUUAUUUCAAAGACACACACUGCCCUACAACAUUUUGACAAAUGAUGUUGACUAUGACUGUGGGAGGACAGUUUAAGAAUUACUAGAAAAGUAUGGGGAUGUAAUAUUCAUGAACGUUAGGUUGCCAUGGAGAUUAGAAAUCAGUGGCAGCUUCUGAAAUAAAUAAUACAAAAAUAAGAAGUCAGACAAGAAUGAGAGGCUCAUGAACAUAAUGGUAGACUUUCAGUUAACCAGAGAGUGUAAAAUGUGUUACAUGUUUUAAGUUAGUAGAAAAUGUUUUGCUGUCAUCUAGUGAUUGGGAAAGGGGAUGGGGGUGGGGGUGUUUGCUGUUUGCGUUAAAUCUGCUUUCUAUAGCAUGAUAAUAUAUCCUGAUACAAUUCAUUAAGCAGUAACUAAAGUUUAUUUAUUUAUUUUUUUUAAUUCUGAAGUAAAACCACCCCACUGCAGUGAGCAACAGGUGGAAUUUCAUAGAAAUGUAUUCUGGACGUCUCAUGGGCUGUAGAAGUUGCAUGCAACAUGUUGCAUGGUAUUAGUCCUGUAAUGCUAAAUGACUAAUUCUUAUUUCUCUAAUGAGAUCAGUGUUUGGGGUACUGUUAUGAAUCUAUAUCUGAUUGCUCAUCCCUAAUAAAUAUUACAGUAUAUUAUUAAAUAUUAUAUCAGACCUCCCGUAUUAGGAAAGAAAAUGUAAGAUUGCUAAUGACUGUAUUAUAUAGCAUGUGAUAGCAGGUUUAUGACACGUCUUGCCAAUUCAUUUGAAACGCUAGCAUAGUGGUUCAUGCUGUACUUUGUUUGGUUUUACUAUUUAUACAGUGAAAAGGAUAUUGCAGUAGAACAAAGGCUAUUAAUGUGUAAUGUAUUUAAAUCUUAGUUUUUUUUUUUAAUUGUAAUAUUGUAUAGACAAUGUGCUGGAGAACCCUUGCAAGGGUAUGUGUUGGUUUUAAUAAUAAACUGCUUGGAAGUUUAA
This is a messenger RNA of Acipenser ruthenus (sterlet), 4045 nucleotides long. Its product is annotated as amyloid-beta A4 precursor protein-binding family B member 3-like. The record is from RefSeq and is a predicted model, not a curated record. Gene Ontology annotation, molecular function: amyloid-beta binding; transcription factor binding. Gene Ontology annotation, biological process: regulation of DNA-templated transcription. Bases 286 to 1722 code for a protein of 478 amino acids. Lineage: Eukaryota; Metazoa; Chordata; Actinopteri; Acipenseriformes; Acipenseridae. The transcript is spliced from 12 exons. Gene Ontology annotation, cellular component: nucleus; cytoplasm.